AGAAAACAUGGCUGACGAGGACGCGUAAGCAUCAUUCUGCAGCGACAUCGGAGCGUCGUCAAUUAUGGUGAGAUUACCAACCAAGCUAGCCUCUGAUUCGGCAAAAGACGAUGACCUUUCUUGACCUCCGUGACGUCAUUGCGCGUUAUUUUCUUUUCUUGUGCGUGCUUCCAAGGCAACAACCACUUGGGUGAUGUGUUAGCACAGCAUCAACAUUCCCCAGUGAAGUAGUGGAAAGAGCCAACCUAACCUGCCACUUCAUGCAGUGCAGAGCACCUCUAAUCGCCAGGGUCUAAGAGCUUCGCGCAGAAAAAAAAGUAAAGGGAUUCAGCGAUUACACCAGAGAGGCUCUCCAUCUUUUGUGAACCGUUAACCGACGACAUGUCGCCUCUUCCGCCCAGGGAAGGUUUGAUUGAUUGAUUCGGCGCCAUCUGGUACGGUUUACCUUUGCACCUACGCCAAAACAAAAAGGGAAGGACACGAGCCGUCACCAUGUCUGAGCUCAGAGACAGAGAGGGGAGAGGCAACCGAAACAGCGGCGGCGGCGGCAGCAGUAACGUAACACCCUCACGAUCUGAAGUCAUGGAGAAGACACUAGGCGAGCUACGGGGGAAGGUCACCGAAGUCACCGAUGAGUCCUUCAACAAGGCGUGGGACCGGGUGUAUGGUAACAAAGAGUACCGGCCUUCAUGGGUGGGGAAGAUCACGGACGGGGGACGGCAACGCGGAGGGCGCGGACUACCCCCGCCAAAGCCACUCUAUGUGCCCGGUGCUGGCAUACGGCCAGAGCCGGCCGCCGCUCAAGGGUCGACGGGGCCCGCCCAUGACAAGGCGCUGAGGAAGAUUGAGGAGGAGCCGCCUCCCAAGCCGAGGCUCAAGCCCCAGAAGUCACACGAGGAGAUCAAGUCCAAGCAGUACGCCGGCAUCCCGGAGCAGUUCCGGGCCAAGCAUGUGCCCAGCCCGCUGAAAAUCGGUGGGAAAGUCGUGCCCCAAGAGCAAGAAUUGGACACCUGGAAGGAUGCCAUUGCUUCGGAUGAAGUCAGCGGUGACGGCAAGCCGGUGUACAACAAAGUGGUGAAGCAGACCAACAUCACCGGCUGGAUGGACAACAAUAACUACUGGGAGCCCAAGACGACUAGUCUCACUUCCAACCUGCCACCACCGCCCCGCAGACGGCAUAAGCCCAGGAUUCAGAACCACAUCGUCACGGCCAACUACGACAUGGUGGGCAAGUACGAGAACAAGGUCCGGCGACAGGACUUGAAGAUCGGCGCCCAGGAGCUGCCGGCCGAGAAGGAGCUGAAGACCUGGGGAGAGGAUCUGGAAAUCCCAGAUGAUUUGGGGGCGACUGAUUACAGCCAGGAGGACGCCAAGGUUCUAGAGACGGCCGGCAGCUCGCCUCGUCGACAGAAGUGGAAUGCUGUGCUGAAACACUCCAAUGUCCCCGGGUUCUUCACCCACAAUAACUACUGGAAGUAAACCAGGACCUUCCUUUAAAGAGUCCCCGCUAAUCAUCUUCCAAUUGUUGACAGCCGACGUAACGAUGAAAACACAGCAAUGAGCGACGAUUGUGUGAUGAAAAUCUACCCUUGGCAAAGCAAUGCAAAACUUAUAAUCGAUCGCAAACGAAGCGUUUCGGCAUCUGAAGUGGUCUUUGAUGUCAACGACACUCCAGUGUGUCCCUUCUUUGAAUGAUAAAAAAGGUGGCUGAAUCGUUUGAAUAACUAUGAUUUGACCUUUGACGGCUUAACCUAAAUAUACAGCGCCCUCUGUUCACUUCCAGGGUCACAGUACGUCGUCUUUCAAUAAUCUUCAAAUCACUUCGCGUAGUUCUCUAUUCGUAGCGCUUAAAGUUUUUGUUUUGCUGCAUCCCUAAUUUUUAAAACUUGCCACAGCGAAACUUUCAGUAAAAGAGUGACAAAUGGGACGGCUUGGUUGCACAAACAAGUCAGUCCGUCGCUGUCCUUAUUUUGAACAAGUCAGUCUGUCGCUGUCCUUAUUUUGAGCAUGUGCUUGGUUGCGUUACGAGACACAGGACUUGAAGAACACGCCGUUAGACUACUGCCUCAAGUCACGUAGCACCAUAUGGCCGUGUCCGAAACGGGCUUCCAGAGCUACGGCUGGGUCUAUUGUCUGCGUGUCGACGCGUAUUUCCAAUGGAGUGGAGACCUAGACCUAGCUCUAGGCAACAGAUUUGACGCAGUCGAGCUCGGCUGGACUGAUCUUGACACGGUUUCUUGUUCUCGCGCUCGAACGGCGGGAACACGAACCCAGAACACUGUUCUUGGAACAGGACCAC
This is a messenger RNA of Acanthaster planci (crown-of-thorns starfish), 2299 nucleotides long. RefSeq lists its product as uncharacterized. NCBI's taxonomy places the organism in Eukaryota, Metazoa, Echinodermata, Asteroidea, Valvatida, Acanthasteridae. The record is from RefSeq and is a predicted model, not a curated record.